Molecule: messenger RNA, 736 nt
Organism: Etheostoma spectabile (orangethroat darter)
Lineage: Eukaryota; Metazoa; Chordata; Actinopteri; Perciformes; Percidae
Product: galactose-specific lectin nattectin
Exons: 6
Coding region: 103-606 (167 amino acids)
Source: RefSeq, a predicted model, not a curated record
AAUAGUGAGAGGAAGAACCACCUGACAAACAGAGGAGCAACGAGGAACCAGAACGCAUUGGUGAUCAUAUUCUAUUGGACUACUGAUAGUGAGGCCUGAGCAAUGCGUCCAGCUGUGGUAACCGCUGUCCUGCUGUUGGUGUCCAUCCUGGAGACUGUGACGGCCGAGGGCGUUUAUUUAGAUCCACAAUUUUGUCAACAAUACCCGGCUCCGCCAUGUGGUGACGGAUGGAGCCGCACUGCUCCGGAUCGCUGUGCUAAACUCAUCGGGGUUCAGAAAAAUUUCAAUGAUGCACAGGCACACUGUCGCUCCUUAAACAGCGAUCUGGUGUCCAUACACAGUGAAGACGAAAUGAACACCCUGACUUGUUUGACCUAUCAUGCCUAUCAUGAUUCCAAGAAGUUUUGGGUUGGAGCCAAAAGAUCAGGGGGUGUUUUUGGAUUCGUUGAUGGAUCCAAAUUCAACUACAACUCAUGGUCACUCGGGGAGCCGAACAACUCUGGUGGAAAGGAGGACUGCAUCGAGUCAGUCUUUAAUAGUUGGGAAUACUGGAACGAUGUACCCUGCACAGGGGUGAAGUUCUUUGUGUGCGCCAAGAAGAUGUGAUCAUCAUCAGCUGAUUUCACGUUUUCAGUCAGUGUGUGAGCUGACGACCUGUGCUGCAGUCUGAUUCAUGAUAACCACUGCAAACACAAGCUUAUAAAAUUACUCCAAUAAACGCUUCAGUAUUCUUUUU